Molecule: messenger RNA, 1391 nt
Organism: Salvia hispanica
Lineage: Eukaryota; Viridiplantae; Streptophyta; Magnoliopsida; Lamiales; Lamiaceae
Product: heavy metal-associated isoprenylated plant protein 3-like
Molecular function (GO): metal ion binding
Source: RefSeq, a predicted model, not a curated record
AUAUUUCCCUCUUCAAACCAUUCAUCACUUUCUGUUUCCACACUAUAACCUAUAAUUCUUCCCCUAUUAAGUAAAGAGAGGAGAUUCUGUGAAAUGGGAGAGAAAGAUGGAGAAAAGAAGGUAGAAGCGCCGGAGAAGAAGGCCGCAGACGCCGGAGGAAAGAAGGAGGAGGCCGGCCCGAUCGCGGUCGUCAUGAAGCUUGACUUGCAUUGCGAAGGAUGCGCCAAAAAGGUCAAACGCUCCGUUAGCCAUUUCCAAGGUGUUGAGAAAGUGAAGACCGACUAUGAGGCUAACAAGCUAACCGUCACCGGCAAUGUUGACCCGGCGGCGCUGCGCGACAGGGUUGCGUACAAGACCAAAAAGAAGGUUGAGCUCGUAUCUCCUCAGCCCAAAAAGGAAGGUGGAGAUAAGAAGGCUGAAGAGAAACCUGAGAAGAAGGCAGAGGAGAAAAAGGGGGAUGACAAGAAACCCAAAGAGCCUGCGAUUAGCACAGUGGUGAUGAAAGUGAGGCUGCACUGUGACGGAUGCGCACAUAAGGUCAAGCGGGCAAUAACAAAGCACAUUGAUGGGGUGCAGUCGGUUAAAGCUGACCUAGCAAAGGACUUGGUCACGGUGACCGGGACGAUGAAUGUGAAGGAGCUCACAUCGUACUUGAAAGAGAAACUCAAGAGAAGUGUAGAAAUCGUUCCUCCUCCGAAGAAAGACGAUGGAGGCGGUGACAAGAAAGAAAAAGCAGGUGGCGGAGACAAGAAGGAAGGCGGAGGAGACAAGAAGGAGGAGAAAAAAGAGGGCGGAGGAGACAAGAAGGGAGCGGAGGCAAAGGCGGUGAGCGGUGGAGGAGAAGGAAGCAAAGGAGGCGAGGGAGCAAAGGUAGAAGUUAACAAGAUGGAGUACCAUGGUUUGAAUCUACAAACGCACUACGCCAUGCCUAUUUACAACCAAAAUUAUUACAAUCAAGAUUAUGGUCUCCCAGUUAACCACUAUCAAGAUUACCCACCUAACUAUGCUUACGGUAACACUGGCUACGCCGUACAAUACGCUUCGGGACCUCCCCCUCCCCCUCCAACGUAUACGAACGCGAAUAUGGGCAUGAACAUGAACGAUCAAAUGUUCAGUGACGAAAAUCCGAACGGAUGCUCCGUGAUGUGAACCGUGCUAGGUAGCGAAAGGGGUUGGGAUUUAUAAAUGUAAAUAAAAGUUAGAAAAAAUUAAAAGAAAAUACGUUAUAGGAGAGGAAAUUAGAAAAUGAAAUAUAUACAUUGUAACGGUGUAGUAUAUGAAUGCAAACCAGGGCAGGACCGGUGUUUGCGAGGUCGAUUUAUUGUUUGACUUGUAUGUUGCUAUCGAUCAGUUGUUAGUUAAUAAAAUAAACUCAAUUUUUGCUUCGCUAA